Molecule: messenger RNA, 3804 nt
Organism: Neohortaea acidophila
Lineage: Eukaryota; Fungi; Ascomycota; Dothideomycetes; Mycosphaerellales; Teratosphaeriaceae
Exons: 1
Coding region: 328-3735 (1135 amino acids)
Biological process (GO): protein localization to plasma membrane
Cellular component (GO): plasma membrane
Source: RefSeq, a predicted model, not a curated record
CCUGCACAUCACCUCACCCACCGGUAUUGUUGUCCUUUCAACAAGGCCGAGCGAGUUCGCACCGACCUUCUACGGCCGCUGCACUCCGCCCGCAUCCCUUGGCGUUGUGCUCAAGUCCGAUCUCCGCAGACGUCAUCUCACGCCGUCACCUCGACACCGCGAAUCAGCAGACAUUCACCACCUCCAGCCAACCAAACCAUGCCCUGCACCCUCCUGCAUCGCCUGUGCUCUAUCCUUCCCUAGCAGGCGAAGCGACUGGACACCGGCGCAGCGCAGGCUGCAACGUACCGUCAUCCACCAUCAUCCGAGAAGGCGCCGUCCGUCAGGAUGGUCAAAACACAUCUCCCCGCCCACAUGGACAGUGUGCGCCAGACCUUGCGUCCCAAACACCAGCUGUUGAUCCUCAAAUGCUACCCGCGCCUGCCCAAAAACAGCGCCGCCGACGUCAAGCCCAACGGCAGCGAGCUGAGCUACCUCGUCUACUACGCCAGCACGCGAAAGAGCAAGCUACAGAAGGUCGGCAGCUUUUUGGAGCGCAAGACUGCGCUCGAUGUCUCUCACUUCCAGAGUGUGCGCGUCCACGUCACGCUCCAAAUAUUGACUGCGCUGCUGGAGAACAAGGCCGUGGGAGCAGGCAGUGGGUUUGCCCUCAUCGCCCCCUACGUCCUCCGAAUCAUCCGCGAUUUGCUGAAUUCCACCACGGAUAUCAGUCUCAUCGAGGCCAGCUUGGAAACGUGGGAGAGCUUCUGCAACCACCAGGACGAAGCCACGCUCAAAGCAGACCACGAGUAUCGCGAGCUGUUUGAAAGCGUUGUCACGCUAUACGCCGCUUUUGCGCACCGAAAUGGCAGGAAGAGAUUGGGCAAGAGCGCGCAGAGCUUGGCAGUACAAGAUGUGAUUCGCUUGCGAGAGGCCGGUCUUGGUGCGACUCGCAGUCUCCUGGGCUCGGACUCGUUGACAAGCGAAAGCGGCCGGCAAUUGAACGUGGUGGUACCGGCCAUUUUGAGCAACAUGCAUGGCGAGGAUGAUGCCUACCUGACGAAUCUCGUGCGUCUGGGGAAGAAGUCCGAGGACGAGGAAAAAGAGCGAGCGUUGGCGAGGAGGGUCAGCAUGGCGACCACCCGAACGUUCGCCGAGGAAUCCAUCGAUGCCGACCCACGACAAGCCGAAGGAACCGCGCAGGAUGCCGAUGCGUUUGCAGAAGAAGAAGUCGCCAUUCUCGCGCUGGAAUGCUUGAGGGACGUCUUUUCCAGCGACAAUCGCGCCAUGAUUCGUGCUGGCACCAUGGAAGUGCUCAAGUAUUUAUCCACGACGAAGACCCCACCAUCCGAGAAGUCGAAACCGGCUGCUUCGGCGACUAGUUGGGCAUCGCGGCUCUUUGAAAUCUGCACGUCCUGGACCCCCGUACAAGAUCGCUUCAUUGUCAUGGUCAGCCUCGUCGAGAGCCUCGUUCGCUUGCCGCUACGGGAGGAGGAUCUGGACCAGCAUCUCUUGUACAGCAAUCUCAUCGAUCACAUCCUCUACUCCGACCUCAACAUCAUCGGCCUCUCCGCAAUGGAUGUCCUUCUCAGCCUUGUGCAACAAAUUCUGCGCGUUCUGCAGUUGAAUGCUUCUCGACUGGGAGUACACAGCGGGCGGAAUGGCGAGGACGUCUCGCAACCGCCUCAGUCAGCCAGAAAUUCCUCACCCGACCCGCCGUCUGCAGCGAGACUGGAGCUAUUGCGAAUGCUGAAACAAAACAUCGCACACCUUGGCACCCACGUUUAUUAUACCGACCAGAUCACGGACAUGCUUUCCGCCAUUCUCGUUCGUUUGAAGCCCAAUCCAGCGCCGACCGGCAUGCAGAAUCCCGUCAUCACGGCGGCCGCCAUCGAAGAACCACGAGCGGCUGCCGGAGAAGUGGCGUCCAAUAUCAGCGUCUCUGGACGAGAGAGACCCAACUCUUCAGCUGCCAACGGAUUCUUCUCCUUUGAAACCGCACGACUGGCGGCCUUGGAGGCAGUACGUGACAUCUUGCGGGUUUCAAACACCACAAGAUUACAGGCGACCGGGGGCGUCUCGAGUAGCCGGAGCAAAGUCCCGGUCACGAUAUGGGAAGGCACACAAUGGAUUCUGCGCGAUCCAUCUCCAGCAGUGCGCAAGGCCUACGUGGACGCUCUCACUACCUGGCUCCGAUUAGAGACCAGCAAGGCUGAUAUGCGCGUCAAGCAGCCCAAAGACAAGGCGAAGAAGAAGCCCGAGAAUGCUUUUGCCAAACGUGCGAUGAGCAAUGCGAGCAACAAAAAGGACAAGCAAAGCAAGAAGGCUACUACAACUUUCCUUCAGCUCUUGCAUUUGGCGGUAUUCGAGAAUGCACUGCAGUAUGCCAGCAUGGAAACCGUUGAGGCUGAGCGGGAACUCCUCAUGUUGCAUUAUCUUCUUGCAACACUGGUGCAGAGAUUGGGAGUCAACGCGUUGCAGAGCGGACUACCCAUGGUCUUUGCCUUGCAAGAUGAAGGCGCCAAGAGUGAGUCUAUGGCCGUCAAAGUCAGCACUGGUAGUCUGGUCUACGGCUAUUUGUGGGUUCUGGCAGAGGCCUACGAUUUCGACGUCUCGUCGGUAGGUCAAGAGAUCUUUGGCGAGAUCAAGCGACGCAAGCAGAACAAGCUCUGGGUGGAAAACAUCAGCAUGCCCGCGAGAGGCCUGGAAGACAUUGCGGCGAGUUCGAGAGAGUCUACCAGCUUGCCUGAGCAAAGCGGCGACGGUAUGAAGCCAUUUGAGCUGCGAGGUGAGCUCAUCGAACGAAUCGCCGAUUGCUACGCCACGACCGUAGCCUCACCGUCGCCUUCUGCCCCUGGAAGCCCUGGUCGCACCCCUGGCCAGCGUAGACUCAGCGCAUCCGCGGGUCCCGCUUUGGACCGGACGGCAAGCUCGUACUUGACUGUCAAACCACAAGCAGACUCUUCACUUCCGGAGAAAGUAAAGGAAGCAAUGAUGGCCACUUGGACCAGAGAAGGCUGUAUGUCUGACAUUGCCGCUGCUGCACCGAAAUCCAUCAGCUUGAGCGGCUACUCGUCACCAUCACAAGCUCUGGCCGCCGGCAAUCACCGCCAAUUGCUCGCAGCGGCCGCGAACACCAUGUCUUCUCGUAACCCAAGUCCUCUUCCGUCUGCGCAGCGUUUCGUGGCGCAUCAGACCCCGCAAGCAGGCCAACAAGUCCUCGGCGCUCACCUCAUGUCGGAGAGUCCGGCUCGGAGGCAGAGUGUCAGUUCGAACGGCAAACUCAGCAGCUCCGCCGGUGUACACGGUCGGAUUCGGGUGGAGGAUCUCAAGCGAGCGUUGGCAGAAGGCACCUUCAAUUCUAGCCUCACCAGCCGACUCUCUGAUCGUGGGGAUGAACAACAAGACGUGGCGAGUGAAAGCCUUGUUGAUGUUGGAGGCGAGGAUCUUACGAGUGAGAAUGGAGGGUUUGUAACGCCUCCGUCACGGGUGGAAGGAUCGCAGGCACCAUCUCUGCCGCCCGUGAUUCCGGAUGCCUUGGACCUGACGCCAAAGCGAGGCAAUCCCGUGGAAGAAGAGCCACCGCUAUUGGAAUUGGCCGUGCUACCUGUGAGGAGACCGCCUUCUCGAGCGGGAGCGAGUGUGAAGAGUCAACGUGGCCAAGGCCGAAGAAAUCUCGCUGCCCUUCUGGCGGGAAUUGAGACUGAGGAGUUGGGGGCGCGGAAGUCCAGUAGGAGUGAGCGUCCGCCGUAUUGAGUGGCUUGUAUAUAUCAGAGACAAUUCAGUGUGGCCCCAUGCUCCUAUGCCCUUGUAGCUCAAGAAUGG